AUGUCCCGAGAAUUAUGCCCACGCGUAAACUCCUGCGGCUCUGCUUGGAUUUUGUCCGCGCUCGUAUUUGCGGUGAACGCGAUCGACGUGGACGCGUACAGCUGUCAUGAAGUGAGGACCGCUUUCCAGCUGCGGCAGGUCGGGCCGCUGCACCGCGUCCCGGAGACACCUGGCAGAGAUGUCGAUCUGUUGGUUUGCAAGCACCAGGGUCCGUCAUGCUGCACCCGGAAGAUGGAGGAGAGCUACCAGUUGGCUGUAAAAAGAGAAACCCUCCACAACAUUCAGUCCUACAGCUAUGAGCUGGAGCACCUCAUCUCCGGCCACUUGGAUGCCUUCCAGGACAUGUUCCAGUACCUUCUAUCCUUCUCUCAGGGCCACCUGAGUUCUCUGUUGGAGGGAACCUACUCAUCCCUGUCCCGUCAAGCCCUACCCCACGUUAACCAACUCUUCUCCUCCCUCUCCCUCUACCUCCGUGGGGCUAACGUCUCCGUUGAGGCGUCCAUUCACCAAUUUUUUAACAACCUCUUCCCACUCGUCUACACGCGGCUCAUCAAUCCUGGCCUUGAAGGCAACAUGAUGAUGGGCAGCGAAAUGGAUGACUGUCUCCGUAUGAUCAGGCAGGAUGUCAACCCCUUUGGGCCUCAUCCAGCAGUCAUGGCCCAGGAGCUGGAGGGGGCACUGGGAGCCGGGAGACAACUGGGCCUGGCCCUGGAGGAGGGUCUGGAAGUGAUGAACGCCACCGAACAUGUCAGCAUGAGCAAAGAGUGUGUGAAGGGCCUGGUGAAGAUGGUGUACUGCUCCCACUGCCGAGGCUUGACGCUCAUCAAGCCCUGCGUGGGCUACUGUCUGAAUGUAAUGCGAGGCUGCUUGGCCAGCGUGUCAGAGCUGGACCAGCCCUGGAGGAGGUAUAGCAGCCUGUUGGAGCAGCUAACCCACGCCAUGGCUGGGCACCACAGUCUGGAACUAGCCCUGCUAGGGGUGAGGGGGCACGUUAAUGAAGCCCUGCUCUACGCACAGCUCCAUGGUCCGCUUGUUACAGCCACAGUGGACAAGGUGUGUGGUCUGUCUACAAGGGAACCUACAAGCAUGCAGCCUAUGAGCCCAGAGGUCACAACCUCCAACUCGACUGUGACCUUGUCCUCCCUUCCGCCACCUGCCGCCCCGUCCCAACCUCUACCGGAGCAGUGGCUGGGGCAGUUAGCCCACUUGAGGAGCUCGUUCCCCCUGAAACCCUCCAAGAACAAUAAACAUAGUCUGAGAACACUCUCUAGGGAGUUCUUGAUGUACCUGCAGCGCUACAAGUCUUUCUUUGCGGCUUUGCCAGAGAUGCUGUGCGAAGGGGAGAACGUGGUGGACGACUCCACGUGCUGGAGCGGCGAUGAAGUGGUGGAGAGCUAUACUGGCAGAGUUGUAGGAAAUGGUCUACACGCCCAGAGGCAAAACCCAGAGGUCAAAGUUCGGAGCCCAAACCCUACACUGGCUGAGGUCAAGGAGAGGUUGGAGCUCUUCAACCAGGAGAUCCAGGAGAGGUUUCCAAAACUGGGCCAGAUGGAUGCCUGGGAUGAGCUGGGCAGUGGUGAAACAGUGGAGAGCAGCACCACAGACUGUGAUGAUGAAGAUGGAUGUCAAGCCUCAGGAGACGGUCAGGACCAGACCUCGCAUCCAGACGCCUCAAGUGAAGGAAAGUCCAAUGGGAGACAGCCCGGAAGUGACAGCCCACGUGAGACCCCUUCCAAGCCCCCCUCAGUGAAGGUGAUAGGGGGCUCGCCGUCUGCCAGCUGGGCACGGCCCUGGAGCCUCGCACUGCUCUUUGCUGCACUUUGUCUGCAGUGGACCCUGUUCUGAUGCCAGUGCCCUCUGUGAAUCCCCCCCACUGCCCCCUGCCUCCUUUUUAGGAAGCGCAUACAUGC
This is a messenger RNA of Cyclopterus lumpus (lumpfish), 1910 nucleotides long. Its product is annotated as glypican-5-like. The coding region runs from base 1 to 1845 and encodes 614 amino acids. The transcript has 9 exons. Gene Ontology annotation, cellular component: extracellular region; plasma membrane; cell surface. Gene Ontology annotation, biological process: positive regulation of canonical Wnt signaling pathway; cell migration; regulation of protein localization to membrane. Lineage: Eukaryota; Metazoa; Chordata; Actinopteri; Perciformes; Cyclopteridae. The record is from RefSeq and is a predicted model, not a curated record.